This is a messenger RNA of Spodoptera litura, 1629 nucleotides long. NCBI's taxonomy places the organism in Eukaryota, Metazoa, Arthropoda, Insecta, Lepidoptera, Noctuidae. The record is from RefSeq and is a predicted model, not a curated record.
GAGACUAUGACCUUGAUAAGGAAAUGGAACAAUUAAGAAAAUUUAAGGAGGGUAACGACAUUCAAUAAGCGCCCGUGAGCGGCUAUCCCUGUUGUUCACCCGCUCGGCAUACAAACCCUUCACCGUAAUUAUAGUGUAUAUCUUUAUCUCCCAGAUUUGUGGUACAUCUGGAGUUAUGAUAUGGGCUGUGGAAAUGUUGACGGUAGCCAAGUCCUCCGUCGACGUGAAUACUGGUAAUUUUCUAAUGACCCUGACUAGAUUGGUCGUAAACGUUCUCACUUCAAUACUUCUUUUCAAAGUCGGGAGAAGGCCUCUGGCGCAUACAUCAGCUGUGGGAGUUGCAGUGGUCAGUAUGGUUAUCGCGAUUUAUACAUCGACUCAUAAGGAGCCAAGCUUGCCUCCCCAAAUAUUGUUCAUGAGCUACAUGGCUUUUGCUAGUGUCGGAUACUAUGUGCUACCGUUUCUUAUGGCUUCUGAAAUAUAUCCUCUACAAGUUCGAGGAAUUCUUGCUGGUAUAACAGUAUUUAUCACCGGUCUCUUAAUAUCUGGCAGCAUCAAAUUAACUCCCACCUUGCUGGAUAAUCUUGGUCUUACUUAUACAAUGGUGAUCUUUGGAAUCAGUUCCUUAUUGGGCGUUAUAUUCAUAUAUAUCUUUUUGCCGGAAACAAAGAAUUUGACGUUGCAGGAAAUCGAAGAGUAUUAUAGCGAUCUACGACCAACCUUGGUUUCGCAGAGAACAAACCUUUCCAAACUUGAAACGAAAAGUAGUACCUCAAAUAAGAUAAAAGAUGUUACGAAGAAAACUUUAGCAGCAACUUCUGCUGAUGUGAUAAAUUUAGCGAAUUCUAUUUUCAAAUUAGAUGGGAAGAAAUCAAACAAAUCAAUAAAAAAUAAAAAAGCCAGUUCAGAACUCAACCUGAAUGCUGAUAAUAAAAAUGUUCCAAGACCAAGUGCCGAUACCAUUCUCCUUCAAAAAAUUGUUAAACUCGCAAAAACAAUUAAAAGUCGUAGAAAGCAAGGUUCUAAAGAAAAUAUUGAAGAACUGAAAAAUAAGGAAAGGCCCGACCAUAUCACUGGGAAAGGGAAACUGGAAGGUAUUUCUGAUACAUCAGAUAAGCCGGGGACGAGUAGAAAAUUAUCAAGGACAUCAAGCAAAACUAACAUUUUGGAGCAACCAGAACAACCAGCAGAAAUUGCACGUAAAAAAAUGAAAAAACAAAGCAAUGAAAGUAUUAAAAGUACGACUAGUAAGAAAAGUAACCGAGAUAAAUAUGAUACAAACGACAGCGACUAGGAUAGAGACGGAAUAAGACAAAAUUGGGCAAUGAACACCUGCAGCGGAUUUAUGAUAUUUUUAAGAAGAUAGUCGUUAGUAGAUUGGCAUUAGACAAUUUAUUGAAGAUUGCAAGAUUUUUUUGCACCUACAUCAUUUCAUCUCCUAGCGAAAACAAUAUAUAGUACGGGAGCUAGCAACGUUUGGAAAGUAAGAAUUUUAGGUCAGCUGAUUUUGUGAUAUGUCGUCCUUCUUGCACUUUCGGUUAGAGUCUGGGCUAUCUGGCUGGCGGUAGCGGUUGCGUUCUUUAGUGCGCAUCCUACCUGUCCAGGUAAUAAUCCUGGAUUUUAAAAACA